Molecule: messenger RNA, 574 nt
Organism: Frankliniella occidentalis (western flower thrips)
Lineage: Eukaryota; Metazoa; Arthropoda; Insecta; Thysanoptera; Thripidae
Gene: Spase12
Product: signal peptidase complex subunit 1
Exons: 4
Coding region: 147-446 (99 amino acids)
Biological process (GO): protein targeting to ER
Cellular component (GO): signal peptidase complex; endoplasmic reticulum membrane
Source: RefSeq, a predicted model, not a curated record
GAAAGAGACGUUAUUUGCAGAUACAAAACGUCUGCUGGUUGGUAGUUGUAAACAGAGAAAAGAAACGCCGAAAUAUACGUGGCACAUUUACGUCAUUAUAUCGUGUAACGUUCCAUUACUGGCUGUCAAAUUUGAUAAAUAUCAAAAUGGAUUUCUUUUCCAAUAUUCCAACUCAUAUGGACUACAAAGGGCAGGGUCGGUCUGAAAAACUCUCUAGAAUGAUCAUUACCCUCUUUGGGGUUGUUGGACUUGUUUGGGGAUACUACAUCCAACAGUUUUCCGCAACUGUCUAUGUGUUAGGAGCAGGAUUUCUACUUGCAUCAAUUUUAACCAUACCACCCUGGCCUAUGUACAGAAGGAAGCCACUGAACUGGCAGAAACCACGACCUUCACCGAGAGAAGAUGGAGCUGAAACACAAUCACCCAAGUCGAAGAAGAAGAAAUAGCUUUACUGUCUUUCCAUCACUACCAUUCCAUUGUCAAUUUAAGGUUUUCUGAUCACUAUUAAAUUUGAAGAUUCAGAUUUGCUUUUGAAAUUAUUCCACUUUUUUUGCAAUAAAGUUUGCUAUAACUA